Messenger RNA from Pectinophora gossypiella (pink bollworm), 5057 nucleotides. It is a transcript of the gene Cbp53E, whose product is annotated as calbindin-32. Gene Ontology annotation, molecular function: calcium ion binding. Gene Ontology annotation, cellular component: synapse; terminal bouton; cytosol. The record is from RefSeq and is a predicted model, not a curated record. Bases 444 to 1382 code for a protein of 312 amino acids. NCBI's taxonomy places the organism in Eukaryota, Metazoa, Arthropoda, Insecta, Lepidoptera, Gelechiidae. The transcript has 12 exons. Gene Ontology annotation, biological process: regulation of long-term synaptic potentiation; regulation of presynaptic cytosolic calcium ion concentration.
CGAAGUCCGAAUAGGGUAGACGUGAGUUAGCGCGACCGCGUCGAUCGAAUAUAAACACUGACCACAACAGUUGGUUUACCCGGUUCCUAACGCGUUGAAGCCAGUGAUUUUGAACCUAAGAUGAGAUGAGAAACUCAGCAGCAAAUAGAAAAGAAUUAUAUGGACACAUACCUAAAUAGGAAUAACAAAUAAAUACUUAUUUACAAAUUCUAGCACACUGACAAUAACCAAGCCAAAUUACUUAUCGUACAGCAUAAAAAGAAAUAUAGAAUUAUAUAUCGUAGAUUUUUCAAUAUACACACAAGAAGUUAUUUUUCUAAAAUAUAAAAAUAAGAAAGAGAUUAUAAGUUGCUCAAAAAGCUAGUAUCUAGGGCCGUAAAAAGAAUAUUUUAAAUCGAAUUGUUAUUGAAACUUUACGCGAGAACUUUUUUAAACGUAUAAAGAUGAGCAUUGACUCGACGUCGUCGGCCAAAAGGCUGAAUUUGGAGCGGGCCACCAACUUUAUGAGGCAGUUCCGAGACCCGGACUCCAGGGAGCUGAAAAAACUCUCCGCCAACCAAUUUAUGGAAGUGUGGAGCCACUACGACAGAGAUGGUAACGGGUACAUCGAGGGCACGGAGCUGGACGGCUUCCUGAGGGAGUUCGUCUCCAGUGCCAACUUCACCGACAUCAGUCCAGAGGCGGUGUCAGAUUCCAUGCUGGUAGAGCUGAAGGCGUGCUUCAUGGAGGCCUAUGACGACAACCAGGACGGCAAGAUUGACAUACGAGAGUUGGCACAACUCCUGCCUAUGGAGGAGAACUUCCUGCUGCUUUUCCGGUUCGACAACCCGCUCGAGUCCAGCGUCGAGUUCAUGAAGAUUUGGCGUGAGUAUGACACGGACGGCAGCGGAUAUAUUGAAGCGGACGAAUUGAAGAACUUUCUCCGGGAUCUAUUAAAAGAAGCGAAGAAAAUCAACGACGUCUCUGAAGACAAACUCAUCGAAUAUACAGACACAAUGCUACAAGUAUUCGACUCAAAUAAGGAUGGAAGGUUACAGCUCUCCGAAAUGGCGAAACUCCUGCCCGUGAAAGAGAACUUCCUCUGCAGACAAGUGUUCAAGGGUGCAACGAAAUUAACAAAAGAUGAUAUCGAAAGGGUGUUUUCACUGUAUGAUAGGGAUAACAACGGAUCCAUUGAAAACGAAGAACUCCGUGGAUUUCUAAAAGAUCUUUUGGAAUUAGUUAAAAAGGACUACGACGCACAAGACCUCCUGGAGUUCGAAGAGACCAUCCUGCAAGGCGUCGAAUACAACAGCGACGGUAAAAUAAACCGUAAACAACUGACUAUGAUACUCUUAGCCCUCGCGAAACAUCAUCAAGAGGAAGAGGUCUCCACACCAUAGGGUGUAACCGAACGCACCGACACUCCGUCCCGAUAUCUAUCCGAACGAAUUUCCCGCGCGAAUGGCAUUAAUUUUUUCUCGAGUCUGGUAGAUAUUUGAUUUUCGAAUACCUGGCUCAAAAAAUUGAAUUAAAAAUAUUUUUAUUUCUUUUAAGUGCUUUGACUUAGAUAAUUGAAAAGAGAUUAUAUUUAUACUAACUUUUGUUCGAAUUUCGGAUUACGAAAAGUGUGCGAAAAGCUCUACAACCUCAAAAAUGACUCAAGAAUAGGUGAAAUAAUGUAGAACGACUUUUUUUUCUAAAAUGUUAUUUGUACGACACGACAUAAGUCACAUUUUGUCCACUUCCUACGAAAACAUAACAACAAUAAAUGAGUACUUAAAGUUUUAUUUCCUAUGACAAUAAUAAAAAUUGUGCAUCAUGGUAUCCACUUACUAAAAUUAGUUAGAUCUUAUCUAUUUAAAAAAAAAGUAUGGAAAACCUCUUAAUCGGUUGAACAUUUAUUAUAAUCUUCGGCUAAUGCAGUAGUGAAAAUUCUUCUAAAUCAACUUCUUAAAGUCUAUCUAAGCCAAAUCAAAUGCCAAAAUAUUUUUAAUAGUAGCGAUUCAAUAUGACACAGUUUCUGAUUGAAUAUUUAUUCAACAUUUUGAGUCAUUAUAAACUGACUCGACUCCUACUACUGUUCUUUGCUAUUCUCUUUUACGCUAUAAAUAUCUUCUUCAUAAUAUUUUGAGCCAACACGUAAAUGACAAAAACAAACAAAUACAUUAACAAAUAAAUUAACAGCUUUCGACGCUUUCGUCUCUCAGCAAUUAGACGUUGUAUUUUACUUUUUUCGGAUUCAUAACGUUCGUUUCACUUUUUUCUUCUAUUAUCCACUGGUUCUAACUGCGAUAAAUACGAUUUAUUUCUAUUAAGUACGUAAAUUAUUAUCGAAUUUAAAAAAACUAAAAUAUUCUAUCAGAAACUGCAGUGUCACAUACUUUCAUAGGUAGAAGACUCUUGUAGAAUCUAUAGUAGAUUAGAGCUCUAUAUCAAAGUAGACAAUCUCUACAUAUCUUUCCAUAAUUCAUUAUAAUUUAUUUUCGACAGAAAAUCAAAGAAGAAAAAUCUUAUCAGAAAAUAAAUAUCCAAAAAUAUAUAUUUUUUGAAACAAAAUUACAAUUAUAAUGCAAUUUUAAGGUAACAUGACUCCUGUACCAUACAGGUACUUACCCGUAAUUGAACUAUCAAAUUAUCAAAGAAAUUUCAAAACCAAAAUGCCUUUCCUCGACACCAUUAGGUACCUAUAGAAAAUUAGACUUUAUAGAAAAUUCAUACAUAUUUUCCUACUUCCUAUUAUCCCUCGUCUAAUUCUUGCACUAAAUCUUAAAAUCGGUGUUAUAUUUAGCUUUAAAAUGUAUAAAUGUCUGCUUAAAAGUGUGGAAAAUAUAUGAAAGUACUUAGAUGCACGAACAUUUUUGUGGAAAUCCUCUUUGGCUCGUAUUCCUGCCUGAUAUCAUGUUGUUUUAAAGAAAAGGACGAAAUGUAUGUGAUUCCGUGUAGGUUAAUUAACAAACAAGCCAGAUUAAUAAAAUGCAAACGCAAGUCCUUUAAUUAUAUUACGGAAAAUACGGAACCUUGAAAAUAAGGAUUUUAACGCAAACGGCUCCAUUUUCUUUUUUCUAACUAGGUAAGUAAGUACUUACUUGUUUAUCUUACUUACUUAAUCGAGGCUAGGAAUACGACUCAAAAAAUCCUAUUUAAGUAAUUUAAUUGUUAAAUGUUAAUAUAAUUUUAUAAGCGAUGUCUGUCUAUUUUGUGUGCCAUCUCGCAUAGCAACCCCUUAAGUGUUAUUUUAUAGAUAAAAUCGAUAAAUAGUGCUGUAGUAUUAGUUAUAAAACAAAUGUGAUGUUUUUUAACGAUCGAAUAUAUUUUAAAUAUUGGGUAACAGUAUUAUAUAAGUGGAUUAUAAAACUUGUUUGUGAGGUGUAACAAGAUGUUCUAUAUCUGGUUGUUUAGUACAUUCAUCAAAGGCAUCAGUUUUUCUGUUCAUAAUCACAUUACCUAGAUUUGUGGGUUGCCGCUGCGCAAACGUAGGACUUUUGCGGACCGACAAAAAAUGUCUGCCACAAUAGAACUACUUAUGUAAUUUGCUUCUAUAACACACCAUUUGGAACGUAAUGUACACCCAAAUGUUCCUGUAUAUCCUGUAGGAUAUAUUUGCUGUAUUAUUUCAUAAAAAAGAAUAGAAUAGAAUAAUGUUUAUUUAUCAAAAAACUUAAACAACAUUACUGGCGGACCCCGCACUAGGGAGACCCUGUAUCGCGGAGGUCCUGAACAUUUAUUAUUACCACACACUUUUAAAUAAACCGGCGAGCUAGCCUUUCAUAAAAGUACUGUUAUAACAUUUUAAUGUACAAUUUAGAAUUAUUCGGAUAUUAUCACACGUUUUAGCCUUCACUCCUUUUACCUUCAGGUUUUAUUUGUUUAUACAUGCCAGGAACAUAGAUUUCUUCUAGGGUAGACAGAACCACAUGAUACCUUACAUCAACUUGGAACACAAUCUUCUUUAAACAACCUCUAUGGGCAUUUUGUUAACCCUAUAUGAAGUAUGAAUGGAUAUUCUAUAUUCUGUGUUGUGACGAAUACCUAGUUAGCUUUAACGUGAGUUACCUACGGUUGAAACAAAUGUAUAAAAUGCACAAAACGCCAAGAUGUCUAUUUAAAAGUAUUUUAAAAAUGUAUUUUACGAGUAUAAUUCUUGUCAAAACUUUAUGUCUGAAUAGAACAACAUACCAAAAAAAAAAAUGAUUGUUGUUGGUGGAGUACGCACUAUGAAAGAAGUCCCGCGGAUUUUAAUAUUACCUACUAAUUGACAAGUCAUAAUAAUUAUAAGCAGACACUGCGAUACUAGCGCCAUGGCCGCGGGACUCCUUUUUUGGUACGAACUUUACACAAAACCGAGAAAGAAGGGCAGACCUAGUUUAAAAAGAUCAAAUGUGAGCAAUUUAAAACAAUGUUUGAUAAAUAAUAUUCUGUCAAAAAGUUUUGAGCAGUCUCUUUUAAGUAUACCAAUAAAAGUAUAAAGUUCAGUUUUAUUACACUUUAGUAAUUACAUUUACGUAUGUAAUUACCUUCUAAAUAGGUAUAAAGCUUUUAAAAACAUGCAGUUUUUAAUGUCCGAACUAAUGAAAUUGGCUAAUACAAAUACCAUACGUCAGUAACUAUUAUUAAAGUACCUAUUUUGUUAUUGAAGUUGAAAGUUAUAAAACGAUUCACAUUUUUAACCGAUUUACUUACUUACUUAUUUGCGCAAGUUAAACAAAAGUUUGUCAUAAUUUGCCAAAUCAGACACCAAAUUAGUAGAUUUAAAUAAUUAAAAUGUCUAUGUAACAGUAAGUGUAACAGGAAGCACACGUAACAAUUUCAGAAAUAAUUACUUAUUUUAAUACAAUGUACUUACUAAAAAAAAUAUUCGGUGCAAACUUCCGUCAGUUUUUUUUUUACUUUAGUUUAUUUUUAAUUAAGUGCUGAUACAUAGAUAUUUCAAAUAACAUAUUUAUUAAGUAUUUGUGUUAGAUGAUUUGUUUAUACAAAAUAUAAUUUAUGUAAGUUGAAGUAUUGUAAGUUGCUCCCAAUGCCUGGCACUAUGUGUUGAACAUGACGAUAUUUGUUAUAAAAUGUUUAUAUUUGUA